AGACAUUUCCUGCUCCCUGGGGAAUGCUGUGUCAGUGGCCAGGCGAGCCCCAGAGCCAACAUCUGCCUGACCCGCCAUGGGCCCCAACCUGCUACUGCUGCUGCUCCUGGGACUGGCAGGCCAGGGCUCCAUGGUCACCCUCCCAGAGGUGCUGCAGGCCCCCGUGGGGGGCUCCAUUCUGGUGCAGUGCCACUACCGGCUUCAGGACAUCAAGGCUCGGAAGGUGUGGUGCCGCUUCUUGCCAGAGGGGUGCCAGCCCUUGGUGUCCUCCACUGUGGAUCGCAGAGCUCCGGGUGGCGGACGCAUGUUUCUCACCGACCUGGGGGGUGGCCUGCUCCAGGUGGAGAUGAUUACCCUGCAGGAGGAGGAUGCAGGCGAGUAUGGCUGCGUGGUGGAGGGGGCCACAGGGCCCCAGACGGUGCACAGAGUCGCUCUGGACGUGCUCCCUCCAGCUCCUCGACUGAAAGAGAAGGAGACCUAUAAGGCUGGGACUCUGGCUGGUGGCUCCUCCUCAGACACUGUGGGCAGUGCCAGCCCUGCGGAACCCACCCCGGAUGCGAAGAGCAUCCCCUUGAUCUGGGGCGCUGUGGUCCUGCUGAGCCUGCUGGUGGCAGCAGUGGUGCUGUUUGCUGUGAUGGCCAAGAGGAAAGGAAACAGGCUUGGUGUCCGUGGCCAACCUCAGAGCAGCGGAGUUCGGGGCAUGGUAUUCCCAAAGAAACACAACCGCCAAAUUCAAUUUUAGAAAAUUGAUACUGGGGUCGCUACACAACUAGGCACGAAACAUUGGGGAAACUGGAAUCUUAAAAGCCUCAAACACAAGUUAACAGCAUCAAAAACAUGCAACUGGCUUUGCCAUUCCUCCUUGAGAUCCUACCACAAACAGCACCAGACAUGAGGACAGAAGAAGUUCAUGCAGGGCUUACAGAGAAUCAGAGAGGGCACCACUACCUGGAGGGUCUGGACUUGCUGGCCUGAGGCGGAUGCCACCUGGGCCUCAGUCUGCAACUGGACAGCAGUGACACCACCCUGCUGCUGAGAACAGGAACAGGAAGAGCUUGAAAUGUGUCAGGAAGGAAAUGGAGAGUUCAAGAUAUGAGAUCACCUUACCUCUUGUGGGAGAGGGAGGGAAUCUUCUUUCAACAGUCCCACCCAAGAAGACUUUCAAAACUGUAGAGACUCCCUAUACUGAAGCUGUUUUGUCAUGGUAGCAGGAUCAAAGAUAUUAGCCCUCUAUCCCCAGAGUGAAACUCAAAACACAUUUCCAUGACUCAAAAACAAUAGUUGUCCAUCAUUAACACAAUUUUUUUAAAUGAACUCCUUCCCUCCAGAAAUAAGCAUUUGAUCCUUCUGCUUUGAGUUAUCUUAAUGCUUUUUAUUUCCUCAAAUGAGUUCACAACAACAAAGUUAUCGGGUUUUUACAGCUUUGAAGCUACAGUGAAGAAUUUCUGGGACUUAAAUGUAAUGACCAGAUAGGAAGAAUGAAGCAAUCACUGUGAACCAAAAUCAUCUUCAUGCUGGUCACUGCUCUCUCAUGGCCCAAAACUAAGAUAACUUCUACUCAAUUGGAUUACCUUAGAAGCAAUGUUUUCAGUGAUUUAACCUAAUUUUUAUAUCCUUUAAUGAUAAAUUCUGACAGAAAAAGACUUUAUCCAUCAGGGCGAUUCUGUGAAUAGAAGGCCCUUUGUGGAAUCCCCUUCCCCAAGCAGGCAGCUGAAGGAGGCUGCCAGAGACAUAGCAGCUGCGUGUGGAAGGAAAAGCUAGCGAAGGCCUUUAAGUAAUUACUUUCUUUUAAUCAAAAGUUGCUCCUUCCGUUGAUCAUUAGCUAGGAACAAGUUACCAUCAAAACAGCUUUUGCACUCCCUAUCAUCUACCUUUCUGUAUUCUCUAAGUUACCUUUGGAAACAAAACAUUCCCCAAUCUUGGCCUAAGGUCAAAUAGAUGCAUAAUGAAUAUCUUUUCUUCUAGGGAGAAACACAAACUUUUACUAAAAUAAAAAGCUAGUAGAGAGCAUCAGAAAAUGUAAUCUCUGUAUAAAUCUAAAAAAGCAAUCUAUCUUAUUAAGGAAUAAACCAACAGGGGAUUCCUUUCUAGUAUGUGCUUAUUCGUAAGAGGGGCUAAGUAUUAACCUCAUGUUGAACUACAGCUUUUCAGAAUAAGCACCCUGAUGGAUCAAAUCAAAGAAGAGUGGGUUUCUUGGAUACUGACUAUCUUGGUUUAUCACUAUGCCACAGCCUUGAAAGAUCACAAAGCUAGUUUAAUCAAGAAGAGAAACAACAAAACUGAAUCCAGAAAAAACAAAAACAAAACCCUCCACAUUUGCAUCUGAGAACAGACCAGGUUUUGACUUUAAGCAAAAUGAAAUGGGCAAUUCAGUAUUACACAAGACUCCUGAGAAGAGUGAAUUUUAUGUUGUCAUGGACUGAACACAGAGCUCAUGAAAGAAAUCCCAGCACAACCAAUCUUCAAAAAGCAUUCUGGCACAAGUCACCAGACCUAUUAUUUGUAAGAUCUGGGACCUCUAAAUAAAUUCCCCACUUGAGUGGUGCUCCAAAGCUGUGCUGUUUAAAGCAGUUGUACUUCCAUACCUGCUGCUGAAUCUGUCCAGCCUGCACAACAAUCUGCUCUGUCGAACUAUUGCUGUUUGCUGUAUACUGCUCCAUGAUCCCUCCAAGUUAGAAUCCUGUCCACAGUGUGUUUCACUCAGGAGAUCCUAGAAGACUGCGAAAUGCACUCCUAUUAGAAGGGUUGGAAAGAAACUGAGAUUGUUAAUAAAAGCCUUGCCAGAUGAUUAACAUUGAUAA
Mustela lutreola (European mink) is the source of this 2801-nucleotide messenger RNA. RefSeq names its product triggering receptor expressed on myeloid cells like 1 (gene TREML1). Lineage: Eukaryota; Metazoa; Chordata; Mammalia; Carnivora; Mustelidae. The transcript is spliced from 6 exons. Gene Ontology annotation, molecular function: transmembrane signaling receptor activity. The record is from RefSeq and is a predicted model, not a curated record. The coding region runs from base 77 to 742 and encodes 221 amino acids. Gene Ontology annotation, cellular component: plasma membrane.